UCUCUUUUAAAACAGGCUUUUAGGCUUGCCUGGGAAGUGAAUGUUGAAACUCACUUGCAGUGCUUCCAUUUGCAAAGCUACUCCCUAAGGCUACAUUAGCCUGGGACCAGAUUCACAACUCCAAACAAUCAGAAUUGCUUAGCACCUUCUGUGGAUAAAAAAGUGCUACAAUUUUUUAUACCUCAAUUUUCAGCCCAAGGAUUUCUGCACCUUUUCUAGCUUGAAGCUUUCCCUGAGACCCAUCUAAAAUAAACUGACCAAAAUAAAUCUUAAUGUUUAAUGAUCCUUUAGCUUUGAAGGAUUUAUAGAAGAAUCAGGAUAUCAUCCCUGCUCAUUUAUGCUACCAUCUCCAUACAGUUUGGAAAGUGCUUUCCUGCUUGUUAUUUCAUCUCCACAAUACUCCCAUGAAGUAUUCCCGUUUUACCAGUAAAGACAUUAAGAACCCAGAGAAGCGGCGACCGGAGGCGACCGGUGGUGGGCAUUGCGUCCGGCGGAGAGGGCCGCCGCCAGGUGUGCAACAGAGGAACAUGGCUCAAGAAACUAAUCACAGCCAAGUGCCUAUGCUUUGUUCCACUGGCUGCGGAUUUUAUGGAAACCCUCGCACAAAUGGCAUGUGUUCCAAAUGCUACAAAGAACAUCUUCAAAGACAGAACAGUGGUAAUGGUAGAAUAAGCCCACUUGCGACUUCUGUCAGUAGUCUGUCUGAGUCUUUACCAGUUCAGUGCACAGAAGGCUGUGUCCCAGAAGCUCAGUCAGCCUUAGACUCUACGUCUUCACCUGUGCAGCCAAGCCCUGUAUCAAAUCAGUCACUUUUAUCAGAAUCGGUAGCACCUUCCCAAGUGGACAGUACAUCUGUGGACAAAGCAAUACCUGAAACAGAAGACCUGCAAGCUUCAGUAUCAGAGACGGCACAGCAGCCAUCUGAAGAGCAAAGCAAGUCUCUUGAAAAACCAAAACAGAAAAAGAAUCGCUGUUUCAUGUGCAGGAAGAAAGUGGGACUGACUGGGUUUGAAUGCCGUGGUGGAAAUGUUUACUGUGGUGUACGCCGUUACUCAGACGUGCACAAUUGCUCUUACAAUUACAAAGCUGAUGCUGCUGAGAAAAUCAGAAAAGAAAAUCCGGUAGUUGUUGGUGAAAAGAUCCAGAAGAUUUGAACUCCUGCUGGAAUACAAAAUCCUUUGAGCAUCUGCAAACUAAAAGUUGACUUGAGGUUUUUUUUCCUAUAGUCAUUGGGAAUGUAGAGCAUUGUAUCUUGCAUAGACCUUUUAAUCAUGCAUGUCAUCAGAAGAAUAGAUUUUUGUUUUUGUUUUGAAAAUGACUCUGAACUUUUAUUUCCAUUGCAGUUUCUGUGGCUGAAAAGAUUUUAAGUAAACUUCACAAGUAUUAUCCUUUUAAGAUCAUUUUAAUUUUAGUUGAGUGCAGAGGGCUUUUAUAACAAACGUGGAGAAAUUUUGGAGGGCUGUGAUUUUUUUUUUUCCAGUAUUAAACAUGCAUGCGUUAAUCUUGCAGUUUAUUUUCUCAUGGUGUAUGUAUAUAUAGCUUUUCUCUGCAGCACGAUUUCUCUUUUGAUAAUGCCCUCUAGGGCACAACUAGUUAUCAGUAACUGAAUGUAUCUUAAUCAUUAUGGCUGCUUCUGUUUUUUCAUUAACAAAGGUUAUACAUAUGUUAGCAUAUAGUUUCUUUGCACCCACUAUUUAUGUCUGAAUCAUUCGUCACAGGAGAGUGUGUGCUGAUGAGAUUCUAAGUUUGUGUGUUUUUAAAUUUUUUUGAGCGAGGGAAGGAAAAGCUGUAUGCAUUUCUUUGCUGACUGCAGUUUUCUUUCAGAUUACGUUCUCCCGUCUGUGUGUAUACAAUAUGAAGAAUGACCUGAAGUAAUUUGUGCUGUAUUUAUGUUUAUUCACCAGUCUUUGAUUAAAUAAAAAGGAAAACCA
Rhinolophus ferrumequinum (greater horseshoe bat) is the source of this 1931-nucleotide messenger RNA. RefSeq names its product AN1-type zinc finger protein 6-like. Gene Ontology annotation, molecular function: DNA binding; zinc ion binding; polyubiquitin modification-dependent protein binding. Gene Ontology annotation, biological process: protein targeting to peroxisome. The transcript is spliced from 2 exons. The record is from RefSeq and is a predicted model, not a curated record. Lineage: Eukaryota; Metazoa; Chordata; Mammalia; Chiroptera; Rhinolophidae. The coding region runs from base 405 to 1154 and encodes 249 amino acids.